AGUUCUUGGCUUAUUAAACGGCGCCGCCGAGAUGGAAAGCAAUCAAUCAUCAGCCGACGAAGUCAUGAAAAAUUGGGAAGUAAACACAGAUCAUUUAGCCUACAUGCACAAGAAAAUCUUGGAGCCGCCGCGGUUGCUGAGCAACGCUGCCGGGAGGAGCUCAUGCUGCAUUUUCAGGGUUCCUGGAAGAAUGGUAGAGAUCAACGGCAAGUCCUACCAACCCCAUGUGGUCUCCAUUGGUCCUUACCAUCGCGGCAAGCCUCAUCUCCAGAUGAUUGAGGAGCACAAAUGGAGUUACCUGGGCUCCUUGCUCAAAAGAAUAGGGAAAAAAGAAUUGCUCUUGGAGGACUUGAUGAGAGCAGUCCAGCCGCUAGAAAACAAAGCAAGAGAAUGUUUCUCGGAAACCAUUCAAAUGAGCACAGAUGAGUUCGUCGAGAUGAUGGUUCUCGACGGAUGUUUUGUAGUUGAAUUGUUUCGAAAAGUGGGGAAAUUAAUCCCAUUCGAGCCUAACGACCCCAUAAUCUCGAUGGUAUGGAUACUGUCUUUUUUCCACCGGGAUCUCCUCCGGUUGGAGAAUCAAAUCCCUUUCUUCGUCCUUGAAUGCAUAUUUGAUCUAUCAAGAAUGCCUGAGGAGGAAUCUGGUCCGUCCUUGUCCCGGCUUGCUCUAGAGUUCUUCAACAACGCGAUGCAAAGGUCUGAUGCGGAUAUCUUAAAUCACGAGCAUCUAAAAGGCAAGCAUUUACUUGACAUGGUACGGACGAGCUUCAUUCCUUCUCACAUGGAAGAGGAAGUACACAACGGAGGAAUUCCAACACCAUCCCAUAUCAUCCACAGCAUUUCAAAGCUCCGUUCUGCGGGAAUCAAACUGAACCCGAUGAAGGCGGAGAGCUUCCUGAUAGUGAGGUUCAGAAAUGGAGUGAUCGAAAUGCCAACAAUAACCGUCGAUGACUUUAUGAGCUCGUUCUUACUCAACUGUGUGGCGUAUGAGCAGUGCCACAAGGGCUGCUCCAAGCACUUCACUAGUUACUCAACGCUGCUCGACUGCCUCGUGAACACGAACAAGGACGUAGAGUACCUAAGCGACCGGAAUAUCAUCGAGAACUACUUCGGGACUGACGGCGAGGUAGCUCGGUUCAUUAAUAAUUUGGGGAAGGAUGUGGCUUUUGACAUCGACCAAUGCUAUCUGUCAAAGGUAUUCAACGGCGUGAAUGAUUAUUACCAGAGUAGUUGGCACGUUCAAUGGGCGGGGUUUAAGAACACUUACUUUAGGACUCCUUGGUCCUUCAUAUCUGCAUUGGCUGCCUCGAUCCUCCUGCUCCUCAGCCUGGCCCAGACUUUCUAUACCAUUUAUCCCCAUUAUUAUCGUCGAAAGCCAUAAGUCUAUUUUAUAGUUUUUCUUUAAUUAUCCUUUCCCUUGAUCAUUUUCAUUUGUAUACCAAGCCAUAUAUGUAUCAAACUAAUAAAAUUCAAUACCUUAU
Messenger RNA from Rubroshorea leprosula, 1478 nucleotides. The record is from the annotation of a GenBank genome assembly. Lineage: Eukaryota; Viridiplantae; Streptophyta; Magnoliopsida; Malvales; Dipterocarpaceae.